UUUCUUUGUCUGACAGACUGAGCCCGUGCUCUAAUCUGGGUUAUCUGGCUUUAAUCAGCUUAGCCCACUGCGACUCUCACUGCUGCUUGGUGGGCACUUUCUGCUGUUUUAGCCUUGUUCUGUCUUUGCUGCCAUUCACACAGACACCUGUUGAAGCGUCUCCAGAGCUCCAACAGAUUUGCAGGGAAGUUCAGUUUGCAGGUAGAAGAACUUGGAGAAGCAAAAGGUCAAGAGAGCUGUAGCCAUGGCUGAACAUCAAGACAUGGGUUCGAGUGAAGGGGCGCCUGCUGCAGACACGUACCCCAGAAAAAUACUGGAGUAUAUGGAAGGCUUCCUCAUCUCCAAGACGGUGUUCACGUCCUGCGAGCUGGGUGUGUUCGAUGUGUUGUUGGGUGCAGGGCGCCCUCUGUCUGCGGAGGAGAUCAGUCGGGCGGUGGGUGCCAGUCUGGACGGCACAGAGAGGCUGCUGGCUGCCUGCACCGGUCUGCAGCUGCUCAGCACACACCAGGACAACGGACAAGUGUUGUACAGUAACACAGAGCAGGCCAGUGUCUACCUCACCCGCUCCAGCCCUGUGUCUCUCUACCAGUCCAUCCAGUACAGCUCCAGAACCAUCUACCUCUGCUGGCACUAUCUGACUGACGCUGUCAGAGAGGGUAAAAACCAGUAUGAAAAGGCUUUUGGAGUCAGCUCUCAAGACCUGUUUCAAGCCCUCUACAGGUCGGAUGAGGAAAUGGUGAAGUUUAUGCACUUGAUGAACUCUAUUUGGAACAUCUGUGGUAAAGACGUGGUCACGGCCUUUGACCUUUCGCCUUUCAAGGUCAUCUGUGACCUUGGAGGCUGCAGUGGAGCAUUAGCUAAGCAGUGCACGUCAGCCUACCCAGAAUGCACUGUGACGAUCUUUGACCUCCCCAAGGUGGUGCAUGUGUCGAGGGAACACUUUGUCAGUGAGGCUGACCAGAGGAUAAGCUUCCACGAGGGGGACUUCUUCAAAGACCAUCUGCCAGAGGCUGACCUCUAUAUUCUUGCCAGAAUCCUCCACGACUGGACAGAUGAACGCUGCAUAGAGCUUCUCCGUAGAAUCUAUAAAGCCUGCAAACCAGGAGGCGCUGUGUUGCUGGUGGAGGCGCUGCUCAGAGAGGACGGUUCUGGCCCGCUGACAGUACAGCUCUACUCUCUGAACAUGCUGGUGCAGACGGAGGGCAGAGAGAGGACAGAUGUUCAGUACGCUGCCCUGCUGGCUGCUGCUGGAUUCACCAACAUCCAGCACUGCCUCACUGGGAAGACCUAUGACGCUGUGCUGGGCCACAAAGAAACAUGAGCGAUAAGGAGAAAUACACAGGGUUACCACAUGCACAUUACUGAAGACUCACGCCACUUAGAUCAAAUGUCAUGCUUCUGCUGUGCUUUCAUUUCCUAAUAUCAUCUUAAGUUUCUUGAAGUUGAAAAACACACUAAAUCACACUAAAUCAAUGUGAUCUAUGAAAUAUUUAAAACAAAAUCCACUCUGGAUGUUCACAUUUGGAUACUAUAAUUGUGGAUUUUUUUUCCAAAACUUUACAUUUCUUUGAAAUAAGCAAAAUUGGUAACAAAAGCAAAACUGAUCUGGUCAGUCCGCCUGGUGCUGUUCAUGGUAUUGUCACAGAAACUGGAAAGCACCAAAAACGCUAAGUUAAAAUGACACUCACAGCCUGUUUUUUUCCCCCCAAGUUGUAUUCUAGUCUUUUAGUCACAGAAUCAAGGGACGAAUGCAUAAAAUUGUAAUUGUGGAUGGCAACGUUUUCCACUCCUGACAAAGCUGCACCUACAGGCUGCCAUUCUGAAUCAUCUUCUCACCUACCACACUGCCUUCACAAAUCAUUGGAUUGAUGUAGAAAUAUCUGAUUGAGUAGACCUCCUUUGAUCCUUCACAUCAAAACCAAUAAUCGCGCUGCUCUAUUAGUGUUCAAGAGACAGAGAAAAUAAGAGUAAAAAUACACUGAUACUCAAAACUCUUGCCUGCAUAUGAAAAUCUGUAUGAUUUAGCCUCUUAGUUGAUGUUAAUUUUUAAAGAUGGCUUAGCAAUCAGUUUGAUUACUAGAUGACAAUAUAGCCAUGGAUAACAAAACUAUAGUGCAUUGUCUAUUGAUCUUCAUUUCAGUGUAUAAUCUUAAUAGUAGUAUAUAUUACAUCCAGUAAUUCUCUCCUGUUGACCUCCCAAAAAUUUGUGACAAUCUAUGAUGUGACCUGACACACUUCGCCUCUAAACUACUAGGGAAUGUCAAGGUCAGUCCACACCUCCGCUGUUCACCCCGACGUAUAAAUACAACUGUCAGCAAUGUAGAUAGACUGAAAGCAUGUUGAGAACAUGCGACUAAGAGAAACAGUAGGAAUGUAACCUUACACCAAGUUCAGAAUUUGAUAAGAAUCUUAGUUUUUGUAAGAGUUCUGCUUUUUUAAAAGUUCAACAGAGAAAUGUUGAUGACGAAUGUUUAUUUCCCCCAUUUAUCUGAAGAAAAAAAGCAUUUUAUAUAUAUGCACUACCAUUCAAAAGUAUGGGGUCACCCAGGCAUUUUCAUGUUUUCCAUGAAAACUCACACUUUUAUUCAUGCACUAACAUAAUUGCACAAGGGUUUUCUAAUCAUCAAUUAGCCUUUCAACAUCAUUAGCUAACACAAUGUAGCAUUAGAACACAGGAGUGAUGGUUGCUGGAAAUGGGCCUCUGUACCCCUAUGUAGAUAUUCUAUUAACAAUCAGUCAUUUCCAGCUAGAAUAGUCAUUUGCCACAUUAAUAAUGCGUAGACUGUAUUUCUGAUUCAUUUAGUGUUAUCUUCAUUGGAGAAAAAAAAGGUUUUCUUUCAAAAAUAAGGGCAUUGCUAAAAAUGUGCAAACAAUAAAAUACCAAAACAUGCAUAUUUUAGAAAUAAUUUCGUACCUCAGCUUGUUCCAAAUCCAUAUAAUAAAGUAUGUCUAAGCCCAGUUCAGUCUGACUCUGUUGUAAAAGAUUAGCUGUACACAGCAAAGGUCAUCCUCUAUUAGAUGGCAUACAGUGUGAGCUUCCAGUCUCAUAGCUAAGAAGAUGAACUUCUUUGCAUAUCUGUACUCAUCUUUCAAUCCAAAGCCUGUGUCUGAACCCUUCGAUUUUUUCCUGUUCUUAACGGCCUCGUAAAGCUGUCUUUGUGCUCUGUUCUUUUAAUGAUGGACGUGGCUCAAUAAAUCUUCUCCACAAUCACUUGGACCAUCUUUAAUUUCUCUGUCAUCAUCCUCUGUGCAACGCUUGUAUUCAAAAUGCAGAUAUCAGUCUUUUAUUAGAAGCUCAGCCUGUCAUUGGGCUCCACCUCUGAUGUGACGCAGCCUGCUUGAAAAUAUUGAACUGCACUGGAUGUCAGUGGAAGAAACUCUCAAUGUGACAGAUAAAUUGGAUUCCACACAAUUUUUUGUGAAUAUAAUUUAUGCUCACUUGUAUUUCUACCUAACUGUCAUUUAUUUUGCAUAAAAGUGGCCACGCCAAAGAUAAUUUCACACAGUAUCAGUUGCUGGCUUCUUUAGUGGAAAAGAUUAUUAUCAGCCUUCAGAAACCAAUAUUGUUUGAAGCCUGCUCUGCAUUCUAAUGACUUCGCUACAACUAUUCACUUUUCUGUAUCUUUUCUACACACCCACUCAUUCUCACUGCCCUCUGUAUCCUCGUCUCUCUUUCCUUUUUCUCCCAGUAAUUGUGAAUUAAUCAGACUUCAAAGUACAACAAAUUAGAAUUGAUGUCAAAUCCUUGUGGACAGCUUUGCAGAGAGUCGGCCUAAUGAAGGGAAAUGAAGUUCUGCGGCUGAAGAUAUCUUGACCUGUGUGGAGAGUGUGGUAGUGUCCAGGGAUGCAUGCAGCAUUACAUGGUGCAGAUUUAGGAAGCAGCAUAUGGUAGCACUACUGCUUCACUGAAGGUUGUAAAUAAUAUCGUAACAGUGCCUGAAAAAAGCAGAGUCAUGCAGCCAUGUUUAUUGAUUUGCCUUUGACCCUGUACCUUGCUAAGGCGAAAGUUACGUGAUAAAGGGUUGUCUAAUUGCAUAGAAUUCACACCCUGUGUCUUGAUAGGGCUUCUUUAAACUGGCUGUUGUUGCUAGCUUACAUCCUUUCUUCAUAAAAUAAUGUAGGUGUUAAUGCAGAGGAAACACAUACUCAUUGUUAUGUUGAUGAUACUAUCUUUUACACAGAAGUGAGCAUGCCCAUGUGCAAUAUCACCUAAAUGUCGAAUGAUUAAAAAUUGUAUCACCCUCAAUAACUUCACAGUUUCUAAGUUGACAAGUACAGUAAUUCAUUCUGCAAACAAUGAACAAACAAAUACUUUAGAAAGGCUAUGCUGAAAAUAGAGGCCCCAGAGAUGAAAUUCAAUGCAACAAAACUGAGCACAACUGUGAUUUUGAACCUAUGUGUUGUGUCUAUCUGCCUGUCUGCAUUAUGGCUCCACAUUGAAAGGACUUGUCAGAGGAAUAUCAAAAUGUGUCUAAGACUUUAAAAAAUAUGUGAAAGGAUAAAGUCAAAACACAUUUGCAGCAGUAAUCUGGAGAUACAGAGUGAGUCACAGCGGUUGUUCUCCUAAAAUGACGCCACAGACACUGUCCUACAUCCAUGAUCUUGCUCUGAUAAACAGAUGAGAAAGCUCUUCAGACUCAGCACAGGGGUUAUUAUUGGAAAUCAGAGUUUCAGGGACAGCUCAGACAAUGCGAAGGACAGUGCAUAACAUCAACCGUUAUGAACGCUGACUAAGAAAAACACCCUUGCUUGAAGUUGAGUUGUAAGACAAACCUUUGCUAAGCAACAUGAGAAGAGUCCUGAUGAAUAUCGAGCAUGUUCUUUGCUCAGAUGAGACCAAGGUAGAUUUGUUUAGCUUAGAUUAGGUCCAGCAUUUUUGGUGUGAAAAUAACUAGGACUACCACAGUGAAUGCAUAUUCCUGACAGUGAUGCACAGAGGUGGGAGAGUGAUGAUAUCUGGCUGUAAGAGCAACACAACCCCCCACCAACCCCUUUUCUCCAGAAAUUAGUUUUCUAUGUUGCAAAGUUUGUAUGUGCAUUAAGGUGCACAUAUAAAGUAUUGGAAAAUAAAAGAUUUGAAUCUCAGUAAUUAGAAUAAACUUGUAUACUUCUAAGUGUUCUUACUUUUGGAGCACAGAGUUUAUGUGAAACCUGCAUUUUUAAUAAAGUAAAUCCAAGCAGUUUUUCAUUUCACAUUUGGGCAGAAGUACACAACUUUUUAAUUUAGCUGUUACAAUCUUGAAUCAUUUGACAGGGUUUUGCUCAGUCCUGUUGCAUAGUGGAGCUGUGCCCCAUAAAGCACCUCAUAAGCUACAGUCUUCCUUUAAUAUUUUACAGUUUCAGCCCAUUAGGAAUGUGCUGAAUGCAGACAAAACCAAGUUAAUGUUGUUUUCUUAUGCAAGGGGAAAAAACAGAAAUGGAUCAUUUAUUCCAUGAAGAAAAUAGAAUAAAUGAUAUAAAUAUCUCUCUCAA
This is a messenger RNA of Amphiprion ocellaris (clown anemonefish), 5472 nucleotides long. RefSeq names its product acetylserotonin O-methyltransferase (gene asmt). The transcript is spliced from 8 exons. Bases 245 to 1321 code for a protein of 358 amino acids. Gene Ontology annotation, molecular function: acetylserotonin O-methyltransferase activity. The record is from RefSeq and is a predicted model, not a curated record. Gene Ontology annotation, biological process: methylation; melatonin biosynthetic process. Lineage: Eukaryota; Metazoa; Chordata; Actinopteri; Pomacentridae.